Messenger RNA from Aspergillus melleus, 3921 nucleotides. RefSeq names its product putative nuclear migration protein. Gene Ontology annotation, molecular function: phospholipid binding; tubulin binding. Gene Ontology annotation, biological process: dynein-driven meiotic oscillatory nuclear movement; establishment of mitochondrion localization; maintenance of protein location in cell cortex. Bases 1 to 3921 code for a protein of 1306 amino acids. NCBI's taxonomy places the organism in Eukaryota, Fungi, Ascomycota, Eurotiomycetes, Eurotiales, Aspergillaceae. Gene Ontology annotation, cellular component: cell cortex; mitochondrion. The record is from RefSeq and is a predicted model, not a curated record. The transcript has 2 exons.
AUGAUGGCUACGGAUACCAUGCCUCGGAGCUCGCCGGCACAGGCCUUCCCAAUGCCGUCCGCCACCCCUCAAAGGAUCCCCUCGAUUCAUGUAAGGAGGGAUUCCUCUCCCGGUCCGUUGACGUCGCCUCCUUCUCUCCCCACCCAGAACUUCUCGCCCGACGGGCGCAGUGAUUAUGACGACGGCGCCGACGAGGAUGCGCUGUCACCAUUUGAUCCGCGUCGCUUCACUCCGACGUUGCAUGCAUCUCUAGUGUCGGAGAUUCUGUCUCUCCGACGGGAUGUGGAAAGCAAAACAAAAGCCAUCGAUGUGCUCGAGCGAAGCCUGGACGAUUCUCGCAACGAGAAUGAAGACCUCGCCGCUCGGCUGUCGCAGAGUACCAAGGAAACCCGCUCGCUCCGACAUCAGUUACAGUUGUUGGAAGGCGGCAGUUCCUCGGCUCUCACCGAGCUUGCCCGGGAGCGCGAUGAGGCGCAAGAAAACAUCGCGGAUGUUCGUAAAAAGCUAGAGCAGACUCAGAAACGAGCUCGAAGUCGGGAGGAGGACAUGGAGAGAACGCUGAACCUGUGGGAGCGCGAUAAACAAUCGUGGGAGAACGAACGCCGAAAUAUGGAGCGCAAGGUUCAUGUGGUGGAAGGUCGUCUCAAGGUCGUCUUGAAUGAAGUGGCGGCCGCUCAAACGGCCGGCUCGUCCCAUUCCGGCCCAGAUACCGAUGAAACAGCGACGACCAAGGAGGGAAUGACCGGCAAAGACAGUGACUCGGCAAGCAUUCGCUCGGGCAGUAGUCAAGGACGACGCCGGACUAGCGUCACCAGCGUGAGCUCCGACGAGGGUGACUAUCAUAACAUUCGGUACUCGGUAGCCAGCAUUGCCAACGUGCCGGGUAUCAACAAACCCGACGGCCUGAGCCUUGCCCAAGAACUCGCGUUUGACGAAGACGAGGAGUUCGGGCUUCCCGACGAGGACCUGGUGCCCGCAUCCCCCGAGGCGCUUCCGGAAGAGCGUCCGGUGUCGGUUCAAUCCCACAUCUCUCAUACGAUUGGCAUGGGAGCCAAAGCGAGAAAGAUCCUAGGUCUUUCUCUGCACGGCAGCAACGACGGUCACCCCACUAGAGGCGACGGCACGUCGGAAUUGAGCAGCCCCUGGAAAGCUCCGGUGUCGUACGUAUACCGGGACUCGGGCAUUCAGUACUCUCCUCCGCCCUCUCCGAAGCUACCAACGGAGAGCGAAAAUCUGCCAUCAAGCCGAUACUCUGAGGAGUCUCAUGGCGAUAGCCAGGCUCCCGCUGGGCACUACUCGUCCAAGGACACCAGCACGUCGACGGUUUCGGCUGACAUGGUCUCGACGUCUUGUCAAACGGUCGCAGAUCUUCCCACUCCCCCAUGGACGCCUCUGAUUAGCGAAAUGCCACCUUCGCCGUCGCUUCCCGAGCCAGCUGUGAUGGUCUCCACCUCCGUGCAAACGGAAGAGCUUGCACCUGCCAAGAUCGAAUCAAAACGAGUCAGUCUGCAGCAAACCGACUCUGCGUCACCCGAACUCGCGGUCCCAAUGAUCGCAAUUCAUCCGCCUUGCUCAGAUCCCCCUUCGCCCCGUGGCAGCGUUGUUCUCCCGCCUCAGACCAAGAGUGCGUCUUGCCAGGCUGAUCUCCGUCCCGCUGUGGAAACCCAAACGGUUGGCAUCCAGACGGAAGAAAUUCGGAUCGAUCAACGAUCUGUCAAGUUGCCAGCUAGCUUACUUCCUUCAGCUAUCCCAGAUCUGCCGCUUAACAUGAACGCUCAGGAUGUUCCGGUGCAGCCGUACCGAGCGCCACCUCCACGGCCCAUUAAGGGCGAAAGAAAGCCGAAGUCCUCUGUUGACGAGAAGCCGGCGAAGCCCGUCUCGGAAACUCAGUUCUCGGGCCAUACCCAGGCCUAUCCUGGAAACAACGACAAUGGGCCUCUGUCCGAGGAAUCGAAGACGGAUAUCAGGCGGCCUUUCCGAUCGAGCAGCCUCUUCGCCGGGUUUGAGCCGCAGAGCGACGAGGAGGAGCCAUCCGAAGAGUCCAAGGAUAUCUUUACUGACGAUGCCCUUCUCAACCGGCCGUUUGCUGCGUACAAAUUGAAACGGGGCAAGCUAGUUUCGACGCAAGACCGCCCGAGCGUGGACGAAAGUGUGCGUGAGGUCGAUGAGCAUCUGAUCGACCUGGAUGCUCGUCGGGACACAGCAAAGGACGCGGAUUUCAUGGGGUCCUCGCAGGGCCCAAGAUCCGGGAUGGCGACACCUACGGCACGCCAGCAAGAUAUCCGGCGCGCUGCGAUGAUCUCUAGCGGAGCAGCAGCCCACCAAAAGAUACGGCCUCGGAGUCCCAGCGAGCCGAGCAUCGACAGCGGGAGUGCCAGCGGAGCCUCGAGCGUUGCUCCUCCGUUCCCGGUGCCAAUCCGUCUCAGCUCCAGGAAAUUCCCAGUCAACGGGAGUGAGGGGCGUCAGAGUCCGACCCCUUCCAACCAUCCCCGGAAUUUCUCUGAUCGGACGCGUCCACCGAUUGUGCGACGUCCCACCCUGCGACGAGUCCGGUCGGCCGCUGCAAUGUCGCACACCGAACAUGACCGGCCGGGAAGUCUUUCGUCUCCCAUGUCGGGCUCUUCAUUUGGGCAGGAAAGCCCUCAUCAGCCUUACCCGCCUCUUCCGUUCGAUGAACUUACCAUGCCCCGGGAUCGACGAUCCAGCCAACGGCAGUCGAAUCAUCAUCGUGCGACCCCGCCGCGCGGACUGCUCCAUGAGCGACAAGAUUCCACGGCCACGUCGGUUCAGCCGACAAGCGUCGUCGAUGCGAUCGCACAGACCAUGGUUGGAGAAUGGAUGUUCAAGUACAUCCGUCGGCGGCGAUCGUUUGGCGGCGUGGGUGAAUCCAAAGACAACUGGGAGGGCCGGAAUGCCGAGGAGGUGUCGGCCAACAUUACCAACAGUGGAGUUCGGCACAAACGAUGGGUCUGGCUGGCUCCCUACGAGCGAGCCGUCAUGUGGAGCAGCAAGCAGCCGACGAGUGGGCCUGCCCUUCUGGGCAAGAGUGGCAGGAAGUUAUUGAUUCAAUCCGUGCUCGACGUCAAGGACGACAACCCCCUGCCGAAAGGCGCCAACCCACACAACCAAUUCAAUCGUUCCAUCCUCAUCUUGACGCCCCAGCGGGCGCUUAAGUUUACAGCCUCUAGCAUCGAACGUCAUUAUGUUUGGCUUUCUGCACUGUCGUUCUUGAGCCACUCCGCCAUGGGCCUCCACGACCUCUCUUCUCUGCCCCCUGCUCCGCAAGAAGAGUUCACGCCGCCUGCUCAGCCAGCAUCGUUGCGCCGAAACCCGAUCCGCGACUCGAUCCGCAUCGCCAAAGGCCGACCUCGACCCGGUCCCAAGGGCAAGCGAUCGUUGAAUCAGCCGGAGCCCGUCCCCGAAAUCCCUGCAGGCCGAGAAUCGACCAACUCAAUGGACGCAGCCGAUCCACCCACGGUGCCUCGAUUCUCCAACCACGCGCGCAAGCGAAGCAACACGACCCCUCGGAUGCCGGCGAUCCCAACGAUUCGCAGCUUCUCCAGCCAGGGGACGAUGCCCUCGAACCCCAGCACGCGGGGAUCCUCCGACACGCACGGGCCGCAAUCGCACGGCGCAGCUACUACGAUCAACAGCGGCCGUAGCAGCUACAGCCGCCGAACCUCGGAAACCAGUGUCCGAACGGGUACGAGUAACUUCUUCGAUGCGAUUGGAACGGUGCGCAUGGAAGCCUUCAUUGACCAGGCAGACGCCAGUCGAAUCCGUCCCACGCGCGCCCGACAUGGCCGGAAGGUUUCGAGCCCGUGGGGUGCGCCGCAAAACCCGAGAUUUCGUGAACCCGACUACUCUCCUUAUGACGAUUUCGAGCAUUUUCACCAUGACGAUCCUUUUCGGGGAUUUUAG